Molecule: messenger RNA, 752 nt
Organism: Euleptes europaea (tarantolino)
Lineage: Eukaryota; Metazoa; Chordata; Lepidosauria; Squamata; Sphaerodactylidae
Gene: RND1
Product: Rho family GTPase 1
Exons: 5
Coding region: 27-725 (232 amino acids)
Biological process (GO): small GTPase-mediated signal transduction
Molecular function (GO): GTP binding; GTPase activity
Source: RefSeq, a predicted model, not a curated record
CUGCAUCAAGAGACGCCGAAGCCGCUAUGAGGGAGAGGAGAGCUCCUCAGCCGGCGGUGGCCAGAUGCAAGCUGGUCCUCGUAGGAGAUGUACACUGUGGGAAGACUGCCAUGUUGCAAGUGUUGGCUAAAGACUGCUACCCGGAGACCUACGUCCCCACGGUUUUUGAGAACUACACAGCGUGCCUAGAGACAGAGGAGCAGCGGGUGGAGCUCAGUCUAUGGGAUACAUCUGGAUCUCCCUACUAUGACAAUGUGCGCCCUCUAUGUUACAGUGACUCGGAUGCUGUCCUGCUGUGUUUUGAUGUCAGCCGUCCUGAGACCAUGGACAGUGCCCUGAAGAAGUGGAAGACAGAAAUUUUGGACUACUGCCCAAGCACCCGUGUGUUACUGAUUGGCUGCAAGACAGACCUUCGUACAGACCUCAGCACCCUGAUGGAAUUGUCCCAUCAGAAGCAAGCCCCACUCUCUUAUGAACAGGGUUGUGCUGUGGCCAAGCAGCUUGGAGCACAGACCUAUCUGGAGUGUUCUGCAUUCACAUCAGAGAAGAGUGUGCACAGCAUCUUCCGGACAGCAGCAUCUAUCUGCCUCAGCAAGGCCGGCCCCCAGCAUCCUAAGAGUCCGGCCCGAAGCUUUCCCAAGAGACUCCUCCGCUUACCUAGCAGAUCUGAGCUCAUCUCUUCCACUUUCAAGAAGGAGAAAGCAAAAAGCUGCUCCAUCAUGUGAAGGGCCAACUCACUUCUGGGAGCAGAG